Messenger RNA from Rotaria sordida, 1956 nucleotides. The record is from the annotation of a GenBank genome assembly. NCBI's taxonomy places the organism in Eukaryota, Metazoa, Rotifera, Eurotatoria, Philodinida, Philodinidae.
AUGGAUUAUUAUCAAUUUAGUGUUGAUGAUAAUAAUGAUGAACAAAUAUUUGAUAUACACUGUGUUGUUGAAGAAACAGAUAUAUUUCGUAAUGGUGGUAUUGAAGAUAUAACUCGAUUAAUUCUUUAUCAUAGUAAAAUAAAUGGAAGUGAUAUUAAUGUUAUUGUAAAAGAUCUAUUAGCUCAUACAAUUCCAGCGGCAUUCUAUCGAAAUUUAACUCGAGAUCUUAUUAUUGAAUAUGUACCAACGAAGCUAGAUAUUCAUGAAGUAUUUAUUCGAAUACAAAACAAUCUAUUUGAUAUAUGUCCAAUACGUAUAAUGUCAUUUGGUGCAAAUACUCCAUUUGAACCUGUACUUCAUGUACAAGUUAAAGGAGUUCUUGAACAUACAUUUGAAGGUGUUAUUGCUAAUAUUGAUAAAUUACAAAUAGAUAUUAAUGAUCCACUUGAAAGACCAUUACCAUUUCAACGUUCAAAAAAUGAAUGUGGAGAAUUAACAAUUGCUUUAUCACCUAUUCGUGGUACUCAUUGGAUACGUAUAUCAAAUGAUGAUAGUAAAAAUUUUGUUUUAUUACCCAUAUUUGCAUUUGAUGAUGAUUAUGUACCACUAUCACCUAUUAUUACACCAUCACCAGAAGAUAAAUUCUUACCAGAAAAACAAUUCAAAAAUAGUAAUAAUAAUAAUCAGGCGACAAAUGAUUCAUUUAUACCACUUUUAACUGGAAAAGACUUGAGAAUAAGUAGUGAAACAUCUGAAACUCGAUCAUCACGUGUAUCAUCUAAUGCAUCAUCACAAUUACCAUCGCCAAUUAAAGAACUAAGAGAAACAACUUCACCAAUAAUUCCUAAAGAAUCUCAUAAAAUAUCUUCGAAAGAUGCUCGAUCAAGUCCUGAAGUACACAUACUUGAUAUAACAGAUUUAAAUGAUCCAGGUGUUCAUAUUGUUUCAAAAUUUAGUUUUAAAGAUGUCGAUAAUAAAUUUCAUGUUACUAUAUAUGAUGCUGAUGGUAAAAAUAUUAAUUACAAAACUGAAUAUCUUAUUGAUGGACGAAAAAGAAUUUUCUAUGAACCUACUGUUAUUGGUCCCGUUGAAAUUCAUAUUGCAAAAGAUAAUGAACCUAUUGACGGUAGUCCAUUAAUUGUUCAUGCAUUUGAUCCAUCUUCAGUUUAUUUAAUUGAUUUUCCUGAUAAAAUAGAAAUCGAUACAAUAAAUCGUUUUGUUAUUGAUCCUACAAAAGCUGGGAAAGGUUCAUUAAAAGUUGCUAUCAAAGGUCCAAAUAAUCGAUCAUUACCAAUUACUGUUCUUAAACGAUCAAAUGGUCAACAUACUAUAUUCGUUUUAUUUAAUCGAAUUCCAAUACCAGAAACACCACUUCGAGUAUUUGUUGAAUCUAAAGAUGUUAAAAAAGCAUCAGAUGAAUCUAUUGAAGAACGAACAACCUAUCGAGGACAUGGUAUUUUUGAACAGUAUCAGCGUUUAAAAGAUGCUAGUCUUCGUUUAGUACUUCAUUUUGAUAAGCCAGAACAAUCAGAUUGGGAACAAAUUCGAGGUGAAUAUUCGAUUCAAAUCAAAAAAUUUUUGGCUGAUAAUCAGGAGCCAAUAAUUAUAAGUACUCAAACUAAUGAAAUUGGUGAAUGUGGACGUUCACUUUAUCCAAAACAACAUGAUCAAGAACGAGCACGUUCAUUAUCAUCUCUAACAAUAUUAGAUCCAGUACAUUCACGUUUAUCAAAAUCAAAUGAAAAUAUUGCUCAAUCAACAUCACAAAAACAUUCAUCAACAUCAAAUGAACAACAAAAUAGAGAACGAAUUACAAAAUCAGAAGAUCGACAUUCAUCAAUACCAGCAGUUAAAUCAUUGAGUAAUUUACAAAUUCAACAAUUUAGUUCAAUAAAAGAAAAAUUUGAACGUCAACAACCAAUUGAUGUUGUCUUUGAACAAAAAAAACAAUCAUAA